Molecule: messenger RNA, 3351 nt
Organism: Cydia amplana
Lineage: Eukaryota; Metazoa; Arthropoda; Insecta; Lepidoptera; Tortricidae
Product: ATP-dependent RNA helicase DHX30-like
Exons: 22
Cellular component (GO): nucleus; intracellular anatomical structure
Molecular function (GO): RNA binding; ATP binding; helicase activity
Source: RefSeq, a predicted model, not a curated record
GAUAAAACUUUAAUUUACAAAAAGAAACCUGGCAACUAGCUGCUUGUAACAAUCUCAGGAAUAAUUAGUUAAGACAGCGGCUUUUUUGUUGAUUAUUUAACUUAAAACCAAAUAACGAUGAUUUUAAAGCGGUUUUGCGCAAGUGUGCAGGUUUAUAAGAAAUAUUUAAUUGCAGCGGCAAAUAAUGCCCAUACUUCAUAUAAAUUUACUUCAAUUACGAAUUACGGACAUUGCAGUAUAAUAAGUAAACAUAAAUUGCAAGCACAGUUUAUUUUACCUCACAUUGCUUGUCGCAAAUGUCAAGUGCAAAGGCAUUACUCAAGAGGCCUAUUGGAUGGUGACACAUCGGACUUGCAGAAUGCAAUAAAAGAGAGAGAACUAAAAAAUCUGUCUGCCAUAUUCCCGAACCCGCGGGUCACACUUAACGAACUAGCAGCCAAAUGCCCCGACAGUGUGUUUGAUAUCCACUACAAGCAGACCUCUAUAGCCCCAAAGGGCGUUAGGAAGAAGUCUGUGCAAAAUGAGUGGACCUGUACAUAUUCUUUUGUGUGGCCUCAGAAAAUCAAGUUUGAAAGCACAGCAAAGUCAAAACGCCUAGCCGCAGAGAAAGCAGCAUUUCAAGCUCUCCACUGGCUACAAGUAAACAAGAGAAUGGACAAUAAAGGUCAACCGGUAUUUGACAAAACUGUUCUAGAGGAACUAAACAAUUCAUUAAAAGAACCAAUCAGAGCCAGUAUCAGUGAGAACUCUAUGGAAAGAAUUAGCAGGAUAUGGGAAGACUUCGAAAAUGGAAUAAAGGACAUAUAUACGGCAACAAUUGAGGCAGCAUCAAAAAGAGUUAUUGAGACACCAGCAGUUUUAACAAAAGAUUCUACCAUUGACGAAGAAGACGAACAACCACAAAACACUGAUUUGGCGAAUGAACCUGAUGUUUUAUCAGAAUCGAAAAUCCCCGUGCAUCCUGUGUACGGCAGGCACAUAUCUCCGCCGACAGAGACGGCGCUCGACAGAAGAAAGAGGCAGCUGAUGAAAUCGUUUCAAGUGUACGACGAAGAACACACACCAUUACCUAUUGAUGAACACAGCGAUGAAAUAACUUCAGCGAUUUCCCAAUCCCGAGUUGUGGUGAUCGUUGGGGCCGCGGGAUGCGGCAAGUCGACUCGGGCACCUCUCGCCGUGUUGCGGAGUAGGCCCGACGCGACGGUGAUAGUGUCGGGCCCGCGACGGGUCGCCGCGGUUGGACUCGCGAGGCGGGUUGCCGGCGAGCUGGGAGAGAAGGUGGGCGAUACAGUAGGCUACCAAGUGCGCCUGGACUCGAAGCCACCCCGACCUCCUGCGGGCUCUAUACUCUACUGCACGUCCGGAGUUUUGCUUCGCAGGCUGCAUGCUAAUCCUGGUCUUCACGGAUGCAGCCAUGUGUUUAUCGACGAGGCUCACGAACGCGACGUGAACACCGACAUAACACUGCUUCUGCUGAAGCGAGCGGUGACCCUCAACCCAGACCUACGCGUGGUCGUCAUGAGCGCCACGCUCGACGCAGACGCAUUUACGAGAUAUUUCGAUUCGUGUCCAGUCGUUGAGGUGCCUGGGCGAACAUUUCCUGUGGAGACCUUAUAUCUGGAGGACAUCAAACAGAAAUACAAUUUGGAACUUUGCAGCACAUUCAAAAACUGCAAAAAAGAAGACGGGAAGCCACAUGUUAACUGUCAAGAGGUUGUGGAUGUCGUAAAAGCUGUGGACCGAACGGAACUGGAAGGCGCCAUUUUAGUUUUCCUGCCCGGUUGGGCCGAGAUCAAACAGGCGAAACUUUUGCUCGACCGGUGCUGCGGUGAUAGCACGCAUCUAGUAUUGCCGGUUCAUUCUAGGUUGUCUACAACGGACCAAGCCCGCAUGUUCUCCAAACCCCUGCCAGGCGUCCGCAAGAUAGUGCUGGCUACUAAUAUCGCAGAAACCUCCAUCACCAUACCCGACGUCGUGUACGUGGUCGACUCGGGCGCACACAAGGAGAACACACUCAAACAGGGCACCGGCACGGCGAGCCUGGACACGGUGUGGGUGUCGGGCGCGGGCGCGAGGCAGCGCGCAGGCCGCGCGGGCCGCGUGCAACCCGGGUAUUGUUACAAACUCUACACGAAAGAAAAGGAAAAUGAUUUUACGCCGUUUUCUACUCCCGAAAUACUAAGGGUACCUUUAGAGCAAACGGUGUUGGAUUGCAAGUCGUAUGCUCCAGACGAUAAGGUAGAAGAUUUCUUGUCGCAGCUGCCCGAGCCGCCCUCAUCUAAAGCUAUACAGUUUGCAGUAAAUGACCUUAUUGAUUUAGGUGCUCUGUCUAGAAGUGGGCAGCUGACCCGCCUCGGGAGCCUCCUGUCCUCGUUCACGGUGCACCCGCGGCUGGCGCGCGGCCUGCUGGUGGCCGCGGUGCUGGGGAACAGCGCGGCCGCCGCCAACGUGCUCGCGCACUGCGCCGACAACGUCGAGGUGUUCGCUGACGCUGCCGACAGGAAGGAAGAGAUCCGUGAGAUAAAACGCGAGUUUAGCGCGACGUCGGACCACGUGGCCCUGCACUGGAUCCAAGAGGAGUUCGAACGCGAGCGCGCGAGGGGCGAUAAAGCAGUCGAAGCGUGGUGUGGGCGCUAUGGACUGAGGAGGGAUCGCCUAGCCUACGUCACUUCUAUCACCAACCUGUACCUAGAGCAGCUCUUGAGAAGCCCAAUAGUGCAGCCGCUCCUCGACGUGGAGGAGCUGUCCCGGUUGUCGGGCGUCGACGAGCUGACGCCCGCCGCGCUGCUGUGCGGACCCGACGCGCUGCUGCUCGCCAGCGCGCGGCUGCGGACACACGGCAAGCUGAAGCCUGAAGCCAGGCUGAUCACCAGCAAAGGCGACCGCGCCCACAUCGGCAGCGAAAGCGUGAACCACGACGCAAAGAGGAAACGUGGCGCGCUUAUUGCGUACUUCGGCGGUUUCCACUCGCUCGAGCGGCGCGCCCUCGUCGUGCACAAGACUUCCCGCGUCAGCCCGCAGGCGGCGCUCGCGCUGUGCCAGGGAGACGUGUCUCGUGACACAUACGAUGACACUACAGUACUGAGACUCGCCUGACACAAACUCGACGUACAUGUACCAACUAGCCAAGUUGAGCACAUAUUGAAAGCGAGGGAGAUGCUAUCCAGAACUAUCGACUAUUACAUCGAACGCGACUCAAACGCCAUCUCUUACGAGGAGAACACAACCGUAUCCAGGUUCAAAGUGAGAUUAGUCAAGGCUAUCGGCAGGAUACUAGUGGAAGCACACAAGCAAUUUGAAGAUAAACGCACUGGAAUCACGGAAGAAUUUAGAUAAAUAAAUACCUAUGUU